Molecule: messenger RNA, 3723 nt
Organism: Choloepus didactylus (southern two-toed sloth)
Lineage: Eukaryota; Metazoa; Chordata; Mammalia; Pilosa; Megalonychidae
Gene: APPBP2
Product: amyloid beta precursor protein binding protein 2
Exons: 13
Coding region: 302-2059 (585 amino acids)
Biological process (GO): intracellular protein transport
Molecular function (GO): protein binding
Source: RefSeq, a predicted model, not a curated record
UCCCGCCCCUGCAGAGAUCGGCAGUCGGACGGAUCCCGGGUUUCUCCCAAACCCGGAAUGUGAGGCCUGGGUCGGCGUCUGUCUUCCCCUCUGCCCUGCUUUUUACCCAGGCCUCUGUCAGCUGCCGCGGUCCCCCUGCUCGCCCCUGGAGUAGCCAGCGCGGCCGUGUCCUUCUGCCGUGUGCCGGCGUGGCUACCGCCGCCCCUCCAAAUCCUCCGGGGCCGCAAAGGAGUUCGCUACGGAGGGAGGCGGGGGCCUUCGGGAGGAGGAGGCGGAGGAGGCGGAGGAGGAGGGAAGGAAGAUGGCGGCCGUAGAACUAGAGUGGAUCCCAGAGACUCUCUAUAACACCGCCAUCUCCGCUGUCGUGGACAACUACACCCGCUCCCGCCGAGAUAUCCGCUCAUUGCCCGAGAACAUCCAGUUCGAUGUUUACUACAAGCUUUACCAACAGGGACGCUUAUGUCAACUGGGCAGUGAAUUUUGUGAAUUGGAAGUUUUUGCUAAAGUAUUGCGAGCUUUGGAUAAAAGACAUUUGCUUCAUCAUUGUUUCCAGGCUUUGAUGGAUCAUGGUGUGAAAGUUGCUUCAGUGUUGGCCUACUCAUUCAGUAGACGGUGCUCUUAUAUAGCAGAAUCAGAUGCUGCAGUAAAAGAAAAAGCCAUUCAAGUUGGCUUUGUUUUAGGUGGCUUUCUGUCAGAUGCAGGCUGGUACAGUGAUGCUGAGAAAGUUUUUCUGUCCUGCCUUCAGCUGUGUACUCUACAUGAUGAGAUGCUUCACUGGUUUCGUGCAGUAGAAUGUUGUGUGAGGUUGCUUCAUGUACGAAAUGGAAACUGCAAAUAUCAUUUGGGUGAAGAAACAUUUAAGUUAGCUCAGACGUAUAUGGAUAAACUGUCAAAACACGGUCAGCAAGCAAACAAAGCUGCACUCUAUGGAGAACUGUGUGCCCUCCUAUUUGCAAAAAGUCACUAUGAUGAGGCAUACAAGUGGUGCAUUGAAGCAAUGAAAGAAAUCACAGCUGGCUUGCCAGUCAAAGUCGUGGUAGAUGUUUUAAGACAAGCUUCUAAGGCUUGUGUAGUAAAACGUGAAUUUAAGAAGGCAGAACAGUUAAUUAAACAUGCAGUGUAUUUGGCACGGGAUCAUUUUGGAUCCAAACACCCAAAAUAUUCUGAUACACUGCUAGAUUAUGGAUUCUACUUACUCAAUGUAGAUAAUAUCUGUCAGUCUGUUGCAAUUUAUCAGGCAGCCCUUGACAUUCGGCAGUCAGUGUUUGGUGGCAAAAAUAUCCAUGUAGCAACAGCUCAUGAAGACUUGGCUUAUUCUUCUUAUGUUCACCAGUAUAGCUCUGGGAAAUUUGACAAUGCGCUAUUUCAUGCAGAAAGAGCUAUUGGUAUCAUUACCCACAUCCUUCCUGAAGAUCAUCUUCUUUUGGCUUCUUCAAAGAGGGUGAAAGCACUCAUUUUAGAAGAGAUAGCAAUUGACUGUCAUAAUAAGGAAACUGAACAGAGGCUGCUUCAAGAAGCUCAUGAUUUGCACCUGUCUUCACUUCAGCUAGCUAAAAAAGCUUUUGGAGAGUUUAAUGUACAGACUGCAAAACACUAUGGAAACCUUGGAAGACUUUAUCAAUCAAUGAGAAAAUUUAAGGAAGCUGAAGAAAUGCACAUCAAAGCUAUUCAGAUUAAAGAACAACUUCUUGGUCAAGAAGAUUAUGAAGUAGCCCUUUCAGUGGGACAUUUGGCUUCUUUAUAUAACUAUGACAUGAAUCAAUAUGAAAAUGCCGAGAAACUUUAUUUGCGAUCUAUAGCAAUUGGGAAGAAACUUUUUGGUGAAGGCUACAGUGGACUAGAGUACGAUUACCGAGGUCUCAUUAAGCUUUACAACUCCAUUGGAAAUUAUGAGAAAGUGUUUGAAUACCACAAUGUUCUGUCUAACUGGAACCGGUUGCGAGAUCGGCAGUAUUCGGUGACCGAUGCUCUUGAAGAUGUCAACACCAGCCCCCAGUCCACUGAAGAAGUGGUACAGUCCUUCCUGAUUUCUCAGAAUGUUGAGGGACCGAGCUGCUGAGGAAGGACCUCAGUUAACCAGUUUAUCUUUUCCCAGAUUCCAGGGAAUUUAUACUGUGAAAUCAAAACCGUAUUGUUUUUUGGGGCUGGAAUUUGCAUUGAAACACUGGUCCAGUCCAUUGAAGACCCUACUUGGGUGAUCCCUAUCUUGCAGAGUGUCCGUAGGAAUAAGCAUAUAUCAGUUAUAUUUAGCAUGUACCGCAUGUAUUAUAAGUAGCCUGCCCACAUUUUUCAACCUAGUAGAGCAAACAACAAAAAAUCUUUUUUUUUUCUUUUUAAAAAUACUCAUUUUGCAGAAAGCCUGAAAGGAAAAAAGAACCCCUAAAUAAAACUAUUUAAGAGUUUAAAAGAGUUGCAUUCUUAUUAUGUAAGGAUGAUUUUAACAACUUUUUAACAUGUAAUUCUUCCAUGUGAAGGUAUUCAAUACUAUAUUGUAAAGAAAUUUUAAGGGGAAAAUUUUUUAUAUGCAGUAUAGAAAAGUUAACACAAGUACUAAUAAAAGAGAGACAUCCUGAAUUAGGUUUGGCUACCUUACCCAGAGAAGCGGACACAGCCACUCCAGAGCUAUGUUACAAGAGAAGGACUGUCAGAUUCAUCUGAACUGGACCAGUGUUGAUUGUAAGUAAUAGAAAAUCUGACAGACCAGCAGUUUUAACUUUUUUUUUUUUUUUUUUUUUUUUUUUUGGUACAACAAUGCAAGAUAUUCUAAUAGUAUUUGCUAACAGGACCAGGAGGAUCUAAAAAGGACCAGCCUAAUGAGGAAGGCAGUUAUUUGGACCAGAGGCUUUAGAUUAUUUUAGCCUUUGCAUAUGCUUUUAUCAAUAAAGUUAAUUCAUUUAGAUGUAUAAUGAAAAGUGAUAAUGCAAAAAUUAUAUCCAUGUAAUAGAUACCAAACUAGGCAAAUUGGGCAAUUUCAAUGGCAUAUCUUAGUCGAGAGGCACAGAUGACAGUGUCAUAAACAGGUGUAUGAAUAUCUGUUUCAGCCAUCCCCCUCAUUUUAAAUGUUAUCUUAAUCAAUGCAGCUAACAAGUAUAUUGGCUAAGAGUCAUGAAAUAGCACAUAUACGUGGAUGUGGAUUUUAGGUACAAUAUAGUUUGUGGGGAUUAAAGAAAAACAAAUGCCCUAAAUUACAGUCAGCCUUAGAAAUCCUUCAUUUUUAUGGUAAAUAAUAGUGCAGCUAAGUCAUUUUAUUUGAAAUCCAGGAGUCAGAUGGAAAGAUCCCCUAAUGAUAUGUCUAUUUCACUAAAUUGUCUUUCCAUUUAUUGGGUUUUGAUUUUAUCUUUUUUUUUUUUUUUAAUCAAUCAGGUUGUUUCAUGCUAAGGUAAUAUUCAAAUUUGAGAAGUUGUGACAUGUAGCAAUCCAAGAAAUAAAAAGAUCUUUUGCUGUUACCUCAAUUCUUAUUAUAGUGGCCCAUUUGGUGCCUCUAUAGUUAAGAAUCUGGGUUUUCCCCCCUAUUUUCAGGGGUUCAUGACUUGGCUGUCAGAGAUAAUGCUCCUGGCUAAAGCUUGGAGUAGUCUGUGGGUGAGUGAAUGUGUGUUGAACUUUGAUUUUCUUUUAAAAUGCAUGUUGCGUGGGAGGGGAAAAAGUCUAAACUAUCUGCCACAUUAUGUACAGAAAAUUUAAUUGGAGAUUUCAAAUAAAUUUGAUUUUCAACACUUUUUAAAA